Messenger RNA from Zootermopsis nevadensis, 504 nucleotides. NCBI's taxonomy places the organism in Eukaryota, Metazoa, Arthropoda, Insecta, Blattodea, Termopsidae. The record is from RefSeq and is a predicted model, not a curated record.
UAUUUUCUUAUUUGUUUCAGGAUUUAAAUAAAAAGCACAAUGAUGAACUGAAUGAGGUAACAAAAGGGUUAAAAUUAGAAAUUUCAUUGCUCAAACGACCACAUGAUGGCAAGUCGAGUCGAAGCAGUGUGCACCAGUUGAAACAAGAAAUGUGCAUGGAAUACACAUCAACUCUUAAGGGAUGGGUUCAAACCUGGUACAGUGAUUGUCAGGAACAACUGGAGGCUCUGAACAGGCAAAUUUAUGAGGUGUGGCAGCAAGAGGAGUCACAAUGUCAGCAGUCAGAUGCUGAUGGUCCAGGAAAAAUAUCUGUAACUCAUAUUGACAUUAGGAGGCUCCUUGAGGGCAAAGAACAACUACUUGCACAGGCAGAAGGUAAAUUUGGGUUUCUUAUCUAUUUUCUGUGUUGCUGUUGCUCUUCAAAAUUUGGUUAUCACUGCACUGUACAAGUGACUGUGAAAAUUAGGAAUAAUGUGACCAAACUGCUUUGUCUCUGAUACAUUA